AUGUUCGUAUACAAGAGAGAUGGCCAUAAGGAGCCAGUUCAAUUUGAUAAGAUCACUGCGCGUGUGUCACGUCUCUGUUAUGGUUUAGAUGCAAAACAUAUCGAUGCUGUUAAAAUCACUCAGCGUAUUAUUUCUGGUGUUUAUGAAGGUGUUACUACCGUGGAAUUGGAUAAUUUGGCUGCUGAAACAUGUGCUUACAUGACCACUAUCCAUCCAGAUUAUGCUACCCUGGCUGCUAGAAUUGCUAUUUCUAAUUUGCACAAGCAAACUACAAAACAGUUCUCUCAAGUUGUUGACGACUUGUACCAAUGGGUUAAUCCAAGGACUGGUAUUCACUCCCCAAUGAUUUCCGACGAAGUUUAUAAGAUUGUCAUGGAUAAUAAGGACACUUUGAACUCUGCUAUCGUUUACGACAGAGAUUUCCAAUUCAAUUACUUCGGUUUCAAGACCUUAGAACGUUCUUACUUGUUGAGAAUCGAUGGUAAGGUUGCUGAACGUCCACAACACAUGAUUAUGAGAGUGGCUGUUGGUAUUCACGGUAACGAUAUAGAACGAGUAUUAGAGACUUACAACCUAAUGUCUCAAAGAUAUUUCACCCACGCUUCUCCUACAUUGUUCAACGCUGGUACUCCUCAUCCUCAAAUGUCAUCUUGUUUCUUGGUUGCUAUGAAAGAGGAUUCCAUCGAAGGUAUUUACGAUACCUUGAAGGAAUGUGCUAUGAUCUCAAAGACUGCUGGUGGUAUUGGGUUGCACAUUCACAACAUCCGUUCUACUGGUUCUUACAUUGCUGGUACCAACGGAACUUCUAAUGGUAUCAUUCCAAUGAUCCGUGUCUUCAACAACACUGCUCGUUACGUUGACCAAGGUGGUAACAAGAGACCAGGUGCCUUCGCUUUAUACAUUGAACCAUGGCAUUCUGAUAUCUUCGAUUUCAUUGAUAUCAGGAAGAAUCAUGGAAAGGAAGAAAUUCGUGCUAGAGAUUUAUUCCCUGCAUUGUGGAUUCCUGAUUUGUUCAUGAAGAGAGUGGAAAAGAACCAGGACUGGACCUUGUUCUCUCCUAAUGAAGCUCCCGGUUUACCUGACGCUUACGGUGAAGAAUUUGAAGAAAUGUAUGAACGUUACGAAAGAGAAGGUCGUGGUAGAAAAACCGUUAAGGCCCAAAAAUUAUGGUAUGCUAUCUUGGAAGCGCAAACAGAAACAGGUACUCCGUUCAUGCUUUACAAGGAUGCUUGUAACUUGAAGAGCAAUCAAAAGAACCUGGGUACCAUUAAGUCUUCAAACUUGUGUUGUGAAAUUGUCGAAUAUUCUGACCCUACAGAAACCGCCGUUUGUAACUUGGCUUCCAUCGCGUUACCAGCUUUCAUUGAAAGGUCUACCGACGGAAAAACUCAGACAUACAACUUUGAGAAGCUACACAGCAUCGCUAAGGUACUAACACGCAACUUGAACAGAAUCAUAGACCGUAACUAUUACCCAGUUGAAACCGCUAGAAGAUCGAACAUGAGACACAGACCUAUUGCUUUGGGUGUCCAAGGUCUAGCCGACGCUUUUAUGAUGUUGCGUUUGCCAUUUGAUUCUGAAGAAGCUAAGAAACUGAACAUUGAAAUCUUCGAAACCAUUUACCAUGGUGCCUGCGAAGCUUCCAUGGAAUUGGCCAAAGAAGAAGGCCAUUAUGAAACAUUCCCAGGUUCUCCUGCAUCUCAAGGUCAAUUGCAAUUCGAUUUAUGGGGUAAGACACCAACUGCUCUAUGGGACUGGAAUACUUUGAAAGAACAAAUCAAGUUGAAUGGUAUGAGAAACUCAUUGUUGGUUGCUCCAAUGCCAACAGCAUCCACAUCUCAAAUUUUGGGUUACAACGAAUGUUUUGAACCAUACACAUCCAACAUGUACUCUCGUCGUGUUUUGUCUGGUGAGUUCCAAAUUGUCAACCCAUACUUAUUGCAUGACUUGGUUGACUUGGGUAUUUGGGAUGAAGCUAUGAAAUCUCAUAUUAUUGCCGACAAUGGUUCCAUUCAGAACUUACCAAAUAUCCCACAAGAAUUGAAGGACCUAUACAAGACUGUUUGGGAAUUGUCUCAAAAGCAUAUUAUCGACAUGGCGGCCGACCGUGCUGCUUACAUUGAUCAAUCUCAAUCCUUAAAUAUCCAUAUUCGUGCACCAACCAUGGGUAAGUUAACUUCCAUGCAUUUCUACGGAUGGAAAAAGGGUUUGAAGACUGGUAUGUACUACCUAAGAACACAAGCUGCAUCUGCUGCAAUUCAAUUUACUAUCGAUAAGUCUGUUGCAGAACAAGCUGCUAAUAGUGUUGUUGAUCUUUCUAAACUUAACCGCCCAGUUUACAUUCCUCAUAAAGCCAGUGUCAAUGACCAAAGUGUGACACCGGCUGUGGAGGCUUUCAAAGAAGUUUCUCCAGCUCCAUCUAGUGAAGAAUCUAUCGUAAACAGCGUAGCAUCCCUAAAAAUUGAUGACACUCAACCAGUCACUCCAGUUACUCCUGCCGAGUCAGCAAAGGAUGCCGAGGAUGUUAAACAAGCCCCAACCGACGCUAGUGAGUUCGAUAUUUUCAACUCCAAGGUUAUUGCUUGUGCUAUUGAUAACCCAGAAGCUUGUGAAAUGUGUUCCGGAUAA
Messenger RNA from Kluyveromyces lactis, 2628 nucleotides. RefSeq names its product ribonucleotide-diphosphate reductase subunit RNR3 (gene RNR3). Gene Ontology annotation, biological process: DNA replication; deoxyribonucleotide biosynthetic process. The transcript has a single exon. Lineage: Eukaryota; Fungi; Ascomycota; Saccharomycetes; Saccharomycetales; Saccharomycetaceae. The record is from RefSeq and is a predicted model, not a curated record. The coding region runs from base 1 to 2628 and encodes 875 amino acids. Gene Ontology annotation, molecular function: ribonucleoside-diphosphate reductase activity, thioredoxin disulfide as acceptor; ATP binding. Gene Ontology annotation, cellular component: ribonucleoside-diphosphate reductase complex.